CGAGUGGUAAAAGAGAACGCAUGUGCAGACACCGGAGCGGCUACGCAACGUGAACGAAUUGAACGAAGCAGCAGCAAGUACGAGCCAAAGGCUUACCCACUCUCUUAGCCCCGGGACUCCAGCCCAUUAAUCCAAGAAUCAGAGCCAUCGUCAUUAGGGCAGCCAAUUAGCCAAGUCAGUGAUUGUGAUAAUGCUUAAAGGUGUCCCCACGCUAGCCGGUCGUAACCUGCGCCUUCUAACUGGAUCCGGACAAGUGCUGGUCCCCCAUCGCCCCAAGGCAUCCGCCGCGGAGCCGGCCGAGGCGGACAUCGAACUGGGCCAGGAGCCGAAUCUCUUGAAGCGCGCCAAGUUCGGGCAUACGGGAAAACAGCUGCAGCAUAAAAUAGCCACAGAGAAGAAACUACGCGCUCCCCCGCUACUGAAUCUAGUGUUUGCCAAUCGCAAGUUGUCCUUCUAUGACACCAGCUCUACGCCAAAGACCAACGAGGAAAAUGCCAAGCUCCACCGGGAGCAGGAGCAGCGGAAUGCCGAGGACGUGCUCUUCGAUAUGUUCGCCAGCGAGGAGACGGGCCUCAUCUCGAUGGGCAAGUUCCUCGCCGGGCUGAAGACCACUGGCAUCCGGCGGAACGAUCCCCGAGUUCGCGAGCUAAUGGAUAACCUGAAGAAAGUUCACAAACUGAAUAACUACGAGACGGGCUCCUCGGCGGAGACGCAGCACCUCAACCGGGAGACCUUCAAGGCCGUGGUGGCCCCCAACAUUGUCCUGAUUGCCAAGGCCUUCCGACAGCAGUUCGUUAUUCCCGACUUCACUAGCUUCGUCAAGGACAUCGAGGAUAUCUAUAACCGCUGCAAGAGCAACACCCUGGGCAAGCUGGCCGACUAUAUACCCCAGCUGGCUCGCUAUAGUCCCGACUUCUGGGGCGUGAGCAUCUGCACUGUCGACGGGCAGCGGUACUCCAUUGGCGAUGUGGAUGAGCCCUUUACCCUCCAGAGUUGCAGCAAGCCGCUGACCUAUGCGAUUGCUCUGGAGAAGCUCGGACCCAAGGUGGUGCACUCUUAUGUGGGUCAGGAGCCCAGUGGCAGAAUCUUCAAUGAACUGGUCCUGGAUCAGAACAAGAAACCGCACAAUCCCAUGAUCAAUGCCGGUGCCAUUCUAACCUGCUCCCUGAUGAACGCCCUGGUCAAGCCGGACAUGACCUCGGCCGAGAUCUUCGACUACACCAUGUCCUGGUUCAAGCGUCUCUCCGGCGGAGAGUAUAUCGGUUUCAACAACGCCGUAUUCCUCUCGGAGCGAGAGGCUGCCGAUAGGAACUACGCCCUGGGCUUCUACAUGCGGGAGAACAAGUGCUUCCCCAAGCGCACGAACCUUAAGGAGGUCAUGGACUACUAUUUCCAGGUCUGCUCCAUGGAGACCAACUGCGAGGCAAUGUCCGUGAUUGCCGCCAGCUUGGCCAACGGUGGCAUCUGUCCCACCACCGAGGAGAAGGUGUUCCGCCCGGAGUGCGUCCGGGAUGUGCUCUCCAUUAUGCACUCCUGCGGCACCUACGACUACUCUGGUCAGUUCGCCUUCAAGGUGGGUCUGCCAGCCAAGUCGGGCGUAAGUGGCGGCAUGAUGCUGGUCAUCCCGAAUGUGAUGGGCAUCUUUGCCUGGUCACCGCCCCUGGAUCACCUGGGCAACACGGUGCGAGGCCUGCAGUUCUGCGAGGAGCUGGUCAAUACGUUCAACUUCCAUCGCUACGACAACCUGAAGCAUCUGUCCAACAAGAAGGAUCCGCGCAAGCACCGCUACGAGACAAAGGGCCUGUCCAUUGUGAAUCUGCUCUUCUCGGCGGCCAGCGGGGAUGUCACAGCCCUGCGGCGCCAUCGCCUCUCCGGCAUGGACAUCACCCUGGCUGACUACGAUGGUCGCACGGCCCUGCAUCUGGCCGCUUCCGAGGGCCACCUGGAGUGCGUCAAGUUCCUGCUGGAGCAGUGCCACGUUCCCCACAAUCCCAAGGACCGUUGGGGCAACCUGCCGGUGGAUGAGGCCGAGAACUUUGGCCACCGACACGUGGUGGAGUUCCUGACCAACUGGGCGGCCAAGGCGGAUCAACCGGAAGAGUGCAAGAACGAGGCGGUGACCACCAAGACGCAAGCAGAUGAGGUCAGUUCAUGUUUGAAUUCGAGCUCAAGUCCAGGUUCUGAUUCAUGUGCAAGUCCAAGUCCGAAGACGAAGAUGAUCCUGAUCCAUAAAUCUUUUGGCAAGCUGAAGCUAAAUUCCAAUCUCACUUUUCAGGAAAUCGUCAGCACCAGCGACCUGGAGACCAGUCCGGCCACCACACCCGCAGAGUCGGGCUCCAGGGCGGGAUCCGGUAGGUCAAGUCCGGCGCCAUCGGAGGCGGGCAGCACGGCGAGCGCUGGAAGCGGCAGCAGCGUCGAUGACAAGACCAAGCCGGGCCUCUAAGAGGGCAGAGUUCCGGAUGCGCAGGAUCCCCCGUUGAAUCUCUCCGACUAAAUUAUUCGCACAACACUUUAGUUUACACCUAUGACGUCUUAUUAGAUUAAAGCUAAGAGUUCCCCAAUCGUUAGUACUAUAUAAUUUGUAGUGUCAUCUGCACGAGCGGCAUUUGUACUUGUACUUGUAGCGCCUAGUUAGCCUCAAAUAUUCCAGGGUAUCCUACGAAACAAUGACAAUAAUCUUACGAAUAUCCAAGCCCACACAAAUGGGAAGGGGUCUGUGACCCGCCCAAGAAAUGUAUUGCAUUCAUACUUGUCAAUUGAUAUUUGUGUGUGUUUUUAAGUGUGUUUGUAAAAUGUAUUAAUUAUCCUGUUCCAAGGAGCCGAUCGAUGUGCUGGCAGCCUCGGCUAUAGUUGAAUAUACAAUAAUAUACAUAAUAUAUAUACAUAUAUAUAAAUAUAUAUAGUUAGCAGACAAACCACAAAUUUUAUGGCAUAUCUUUUAUUAAUGUGUUGAAGGGAGUUUAGGUUAUCGGAUAGAGGAGUGUAUUUUUAAUUCUUUCAAACUUUCAUUUUAAUAUAACUGUGGUCUGUUUCCUUUUAAAAUAUAUUCUCAGAAAAACUA
Messenger RNA from Drosophila kikkawai, 3061 nucleotides. RefSeq names its product glutaminase (gene GLS). Gene Ontology annotation, molecular function: protein binding; glutaminase activity. Lineage: Eukaryota; Metazoa; Arthropoda; Insecta; Diptera; Drosophilidae. The record is from RefSeq and is a predicted model, not a curated record. Gene Ontology annotation, biological process: L-glutamine catabolic process.